UUCGUUCUAACGAAGACGUACGAGAUAAGGUAUUUAACGCUAACGAAAAGUUUAAAUUGUCGUGGUUAAAUUCGUUCGCGAAGUUCGUUUAAAACGGGUCAUUGGCGUAAUUCAAAAUCGCCGAGCAUAAUGGAAGGCAACCCUCACGGGCUCGAUCUUAUUUCCAGAUUCUCGCAUUAUGCACCAUGGCAGCUGGAAUUAGUAGGUUGAGGUAAUAAGUAACAAGCGACGGCGGCGCACGACGGCAGGCAAUCUAUUUAGAAAAGAAUCCAGGUUUCUUAAGGCCAUUCAACGGCCCAUAAUUCCAACUCUUUAAAGCGUUUCACCUUUACCACUAACGUGAAACUCCUUUUCGAUACGAGCGAGGCUCCUCGUCUUCACGUAACGAGCGGGUCAUAAUCUCGAGUCGACGCGUCACUAUUCUUAGAUCUGCUAUUCUCCACCUUCUCGCCUUUCUUUCUGAUUUUCUGCCCUUUCUUAUCUUUUCCAUUUGCAAAAACGAUGAAACUCCUCCCGUUUAAUAGCCACUCGUGCUCCAAGACAAUUAUCGGAUGCCAUCCUCGCGCUUGCUGGAUGAUCACGUUCGCGAAUUUCAAUUCGAGACGAUCUUCGCGCAGCAAUAUCGCGCUUUUACUCUGAACGAGAGAUCGUGAGAAAUUGCAUGCGUUUCAGGGCUAAAUCCGUGCUCGCUUUUGCAAUCGAAACUUCCUGCGACUAUGUUAACGGAAUGACUGCUCGCUUUCCAGAGCACGUAGCCAGCCCAUGCUUUUUAGUAUCCCUGUGUUGUCAUUAUAACGUUCAAACUGCGCUGUAAAAGAUGGAUGCUUAUGCUGUAAUGUACAGAACAGCUGAUCGAUCUGACUUUCCUCAACGACAAAUAUACAUCAUACUACUUUCCAAUUGCGUCAUCCGAAACUUUCUUGUCAAAUUUACUACUCUCGAAUAGCCCAUGCAAGUAAUCUUCCAUGAGCGAAAAUAAUUCCAAUCUUUACCAUGAAAGGAUCAAAGCAUACGUAUAUAUCUAACAGAAUGAUGAAACGUAUCGAUUAAAUUGAUAUCAAUAUAUCCAUGAAACAAGCAGCGCAAUUGAGAAAAAUGAUCUUGCAUAGACCUUCUAUCAGGACUUUCUUGCGCUAUACAACUAAUAUUAUCAGUCAAAUUAAUUAGUCACAAGUUAUCAAAUACCCAGUAGAAGUUCCAUGACAAAAUAAUCCAAGCUAUCGGUCUUACGAAAUUUUACAAAUUAGAAAUCGCGCAAUGUACAAAAUAGUGCAAUGCACAACAUGUCACCUGUCGAUUCGCUAAUAUUAUUAGUAAAUUAUUACGAACAGAGCCCAGCUGUUAGUCUCCCUAAAGGAUCAUCAUUGUUAGAGCAUUAUUGCUAAUAAAUCAUCCCUAUUGCACCUGUGCCUUGUAUACGACCGGAAAGAAGUCAACAAUUGCAUCGAACGAUCUCGUCGCGUAAAUCAGCGUUGAGCUGUUUCGUUAGCGCGAUCUGUGAUAUACGUCGUGCACCACGCCUGGACACGAGAGAGUUAGAUAUCGUAGGUGACCAGGUAACCCGGGUGGUGCCUGGUGUUGCACUUGGUGUGGCCUGGCGUGUGGAUACCGAGUGUGUAGGCCAAGAUGGUGGGGCGGGUGGAGUAGGAGGCUGCUCUCUCGGCCGUUAGACAUGGACGAAGCCCGUGGAAUACCCGCAAACAACCUACAACGUGCAACCUCUGUAUCGGCGAGGUGGCAAGGGGGAACCCCCUGCCUGUCCCUAAACCAGCUGGUGGGACUACCUUCGGUCUAUGCUGGCCGCUGGUACGACGUGGAUUAUAGUUUUUCUGGGGGGAGGGUGGUGGAGCGCCUUGCUUUCGAAAGGAUGGUGAUUGUGGAGCGUAGCCAGAGUAGAGUUAGGCGUAUAUAAGGCCCGCCGGCCCGGCCCAAGUCAGUCAUUCACCGGACUACUAGCCCACCAUACACACACCAAACAUGAAGGCCUUUGUUGUGUUCGCCUGUCUAGCAGUAGCAACGGCCCGUGCCGGAAUCGCACAUGGACCUGGCAUUGCUCUUGCUGGAGGUCAUGGCGUUGGCGGCCUUGGAGUUGGUGGAGGUCUCGGAGUUGAUCUUGGAGGAGGCAUCGCUGGAGUUGGCCUAGUCGGCGGAGGUGCUAGUCUCUCCGGUGGACUUGCAGCAGGUGCUGGUAGCGCAAGAUCUCUCCAAGAGGGAGCGUCCAGCUUGGGAUCCUCAGCUCUCGGUGCCAGCUAUGCCGCUGGAUCCGCGGCGGCGGCUGGUGCUGCUGGUGUUCAACAGAUUGUCUCUGGUGGAGUGAUCGGAGGCAGGGCUGACAUUGGACCCGCUGAAGGACCCAAGGCUAACGUUGGACCCCAGAGUGGACCAUCUGACAGCGUAGGACCCCAAGAAGGUGCCAAGAACGUUGGUGGACCUCGUACCGGCCCAGCUGGUCUCGUGGGACCUGCUACUGGUCCAUUCACCUCCUUGGGUGCUUCUGCUGGUACCGCCACCAUCGUUGGACCGUCCCAGGGUCGUGCCAACUUGGUAGGACCAUCUACGGGAGGUGUAGCCUUCUAUGCUGGCAGUGGCAACAUCAACGGUGACGACGGUAGCUCUGGCUCUGCCGCUGCUGCUGCGCCUGGUGGUCUCGGUGGCGCUGGACUCGGACUCGGUGGUGCUGGUGCCAUCGCUGUUGUGGGUGGUGGUGCCGGAAUCGGCGCUGGAAUUGGCGGACACGACGGUGGUGUUGCUGUGAUCAACGGACCAUCUGGCGCCAUCCACGCUGGACUCGGCUCUCACGGAGCUAUCAUCCCCGCGGCACUUGGCAAGUACUAGACGUUCUAAAGCCCCAGCGAUCUCGGCUCGGCGACGGCGGCAAACCCACCACAGUCACUUACCGGUCUCAAACGAUCCUCAAACGCGCUCAACGUCUUCUUCCCAAAGCUUCGUCUAAUCUAGGAACAUGGUUAUAGCGCCGGCGUUAGUGGUGUAGUCGGUAUAUAGUCAGAAUAUUCUAAUCACAAAUCCAGUCGGUAUAUAUCGAAACACGGUGAAAAGCGCGAGUUGAAAGCUCGGCACGUUGGUCUCAGCCAUCAAGGAUCACGGGUUCAGAUCUCGGUAAAGUGUACACCGUGGCCACGGCCAUUCGUGAUCCGCGGUUCUUGUCUCGUCUCAUCCCCAUCUCGUCGACAACGCGACUCGUCCCCAUCGUAAGACGAGGCACGGGUAAAAUUUAGUCAAUUUCUUCUUUCAUCAAAUUCGCGUAACGCGACGGAGGAAGUCGAACGAAGCCGUGAUUGCCAGCCACGGUUGCAACAACACUGCGACAUCUGGACAUCUUGGUCGCGAUCUACACGACGAGCCCGUAUCAUACGAUCGGCAACGCAUCGAGCCACGUCCAAGUUUUCUAGUUGACGUCACCUGAACCACCGCGCCAGAACACAGAGUCAACGCAAGCACGUUGAACCCGGCUGCUCCGUCAUGGACCCAGCAAGUGGACAAGCUUUGGCGCUUCGUCGUUGGACCAACUGGGUCUGUUCUGUUUUCUGAACACCCACCGUUGCUCCGGCAGUACUCUCUUUAUAUUUUUUUCUCUCUUACGUCUUCCACCAUCCGUAAGGCCGCCGCUCUUCACACAUAUUUACUACUCUGUCUUUUUUUCUCUCUCUUCCGAUGAGCCGUGCACGAUCAUAUGAUCGCGUCACGAUCUCACAAGUUGUUAUACUCACUGCCGCACUCAAGCAUACAUAUUAUUAUUACAUUACUCGUCCAUGCGCAUAUAUGUUUUCUCUUUAUAUAUAUAUACAUGUAUACAUACUAUUACUACUACUUCCUUCGCGUAUAUAUAUAUAUGAACACAUUGCCACACGCGCGCACACACACUAUUGCUAUAUGUGUACUCGUAUAUAUACACACACUACACAUAUAUUAUAUAAUCGUGUUAUAUGUUAGUGAAAGAGAGAGACCGGUAGAUUAUGGUAGGUCAGCCCUUCCCGUGAGUGAAUGAAUGUAAAUAGAUGGCGCGCCGCUGCCGGCCCCCGACCCCGCCCGCCCUCGUCAUACCCUUUCUUUGCGAUCACGACUAGCACCCCACCACCACCAUAGAUAGAUACCACAUAUUUAUAGCGUUUAUACAUUUAUACAAUACUUUAUAUAAAAUAAAGCAUCAGUAUUUAA
Messenger RNA from Bombus terrestris (buff-tailed bumblebee), 4176 nucleotides. RefSeq names its product apidermin 3 (gene apd-3). The record is from RefSeq and is a predicted model, not a curated record. Bases 1978 to 2835 code for a protein of 285 amino acids. Lineage: Eukaryota; Metazoa; Arthropoda; Insecta; Hymenoptera; Apidae. The transcript is spliced from 4 exons.